This is a messenger RNA of Vitrella brassicaformis, 6559 nucleotides long. The record is from the annotation of a GenBank genome assembly. Lineage: Eukaryota; Vitrellaceae.
CCCCUCUCUCACUGCGCAGUGUAUACAGCCCGAGGAGACUGCCAGACAGCCAGCCAGCCAGCCAGACAGCCAGACAGCCAGACAAAACUCAAUCGCGGCGGCCAGCCAAUUGAAGCAGCCAGACAGGCAAGCAGCUAGGCAGCCACGUGACUCUUGACGUGAGUGUAGCAACACCAACCAAGAAAAACGACCGAAUGCAAUUAAGAGGGAAAAACUCGCCAGCCACGCACAACACGCGCACCUCUCCCUCUCCCUCUCUCUCUUCACCCGCCCGCAUGUGUGUGUCCCAGGCAGCCAGCCAAACGGUCAGCCAGUCAGUCCCAUCCAACAGACCGCAUCGCCUCAAUGACAUGUCACAUUAUCAGACAGGUACGUUCUCGGCUUUGAAUUUGGUUUCGCCCUUCUGCCGAUAGUAUUGAGCGGGGGCGCCCAGCAUGACGUACUUGUAGAAGACGAUGUUGAUGAGCACAUUGCAGGCGUUGAGCAGCAGGAACAUGGCCUUCCAGCUCCACGGGAAGAUGUUGUGGCCGUCGGGGCCGUAGAAGGGCCCUCCGCGGCCCAUGAACGAGAUACGCGGCAGGAAGGGCACCACCGUCGCGCGGGACGUCGCGUCGUCACAGUUGAGCCGAAACAGGCACGUCAGCAUGUUGGGGCCGGCGAACAUGCAGUAGAGGAGGCCCAGGUUCAGCCCGGCCCACCACCUGAACGACAGACACCAGACACACAAGAGGGCCGGCCAUUGUGGCGCGUGUCGUUCUCUGGCUUGGUGGUAUGUUUACUUACAGGGUGAGUUGUCUGUUCUUGAAGACGUUCUCUCUGAACAUGCCCCCGAAGGAAAAGAUGAGGGCGGCGUUGAUCAGCUGGAAGCCCAGCCACAGCGUCAGACAUGCCGUCUCAUAGUUGUCACUCCUGCACACACGCAUCCAUCCAUCCAUCCAUCGAUCGAUGGGCAAUGCGCAAUGGCCAGUCUAUGCCCUUGCUCACUUCAUCCACCAUGCCCAAAUGGGAUAGCUCUUGGAGGUCUCGAGGGCAGGCGUGUACCAACCUGCACACAACAGACAAAAGACACAGCAGCAGGCCAUGUGUGUGGGGUGGCUGGCUGGCUGGAUGGCUCUCUGGCCCUUCUCGCUCACCCUGUGCCCGCAGCAUGACGAACAUCAGCCAGAGGAAACCCGUGUUGAUCGCCUGUGCACAUACACAGACAAGGGCACACACGCAGCAAAUCCAUCCGCCGGUCCUUCGCAUGUUUGUGUCAUUCUCCCUCCCUCCCUGCCUCCCUCCACGGACCAUCAUGGCGACGAUCGACACGACUGUGUGCGGCCCGAGCAGACUCGAUGUCGGCGUCCGAAUGCGAAGACGAUUCUUUGGUCUGCACACAUGGCAAACAAACCCAUCUCAGUCAAUACGCACAGGCACUCAGUGAGGCACUGACCUGCAGAGUGUCAUAGCGUACGCCAGGCCGAGGUCGAUUAGUAUGUCGAAGUAGAAGUAGCCGAGCUCGGGCAUUAUCGAGUUGGCCAGCGAGAAGAGCACCACCUUGGCCAGGGUGAUCAGCAGCCCGUACAUGACCAUGAACUUGUAACACGCAAGCGACGUCACCAAACUGCCGCGGCCCUCUCUCAGCAGGUCAACCACCGCCAAGGGGCUCUUGCUCCGCGCGCAGAAGGGCGACACUAUCGACGCCUCAGCCUUACCACACACAGACACACGCACACACACACAUCCACACACACACACACACACAUCGACACACACACAUAGUCGACAGACACAGAGACGAAAAUGGCCCGAUAGGCGCAACAAGGCCAUGAGAUCUCAUUCACCUCUGAGAGGGCGACUCCCGCGUGUGCAGCCCGCAGCGCGCCGCAGUCGUUGCCUCCGUCGCCACACAUGCCCGUGAUGAAGCCCUGAUUCAUGAAGGCCUUGAUCACUCUGACCUUCCCCUGACACACACAAAACACACACACACAAGGAUGGAUGGAUGGCUUGGUGGGUCGAUGCGGCCCGCCCAUUGUCUCGCUAACCGCUGGGGUCAUUCUGGCGAAGAUGCGUAUCCUCAGCAGGAGUUUGUCGAUGAGCAGCUGCUGCUGGCCCGAUGCCGGCAUGGGAAUCCUCACCUGACCCUCGGCCGCCAGCAGCUUGGUGGUCUCGUCACUCCUGUCAUGGCUGGCCGCAGAGGCCUCCGGGACGUAAUUGUGGGAGCAGAGCCAGUCGUAGGCCUCUUGCGUCACAGCCAGGUCCUGGAACUCCUGACACACACACAUCCACAUCAAUCACCCACACAAACAAUCGACCGACACGCUUCAAGCUUGUUCCUCUGUCUCCUUCUCACCUCAGUGUGGUAGAUCUGGGCCUCGCUGACGACGUCAUUGGUGUCCACGUCUCGCCACUCGACCACCGCCCCCUCCCCAUGGCCGCCUCUCUUGACGCUUCCCAGCACCACACGACCCACACUGCUGUCCACCUCUGCCGGCUGCUGGGGCGGCAGCGGGUCGGCACUCAGCUUCCGACGACUGCGGUACCUCUCCUGCUUCGUCUGGGGGGAGAGGUCGGCAUCGGCGUCCCACAGGACGUCCUUGCUGCCUUGUCGCUGCCGCUGCUGCUGCUGGUGUUUGAGUGAGGGGCGGUUUGGUGUGGCCGUUGCUGCGGCAGUGGGUGUGGUGGUAGCGGAGAUGUCUGCCGAUGCCGAUGUGGCGGGUGAUGUGUCGGCCAUCAUGCCGACAUUGCGGGCGAUCGUCACGGCAGUCAGGGCGUUGUCACCUGCGAUCGAUUGGACAAGAGGUCACAAUGCGGCUGAGCGCGUCGAUGUGGUGUCCCGCUCCCGUACUGACCUGUGAUCAUAACGGGUCUCACUCUGCCGGCCUUGAGGCUCCUGAUCGCAUCGGGGCUCUCGGGCUUCAACUCGUUCCUUUACACACACACACACACCACAUCAUCAGUGUUCCCCUCCAUCAUCCAUCCAUCCAUCAAUCAGACCUGAAGAGGAUCAGCCCCAGCAGCGUUAGGUCCUUCUCGAUGUCGUCUCGCGCGAAGGGCGUGUCGACGGGGGUGUUCUUGGGGAGCGUCUUGGUGGCCAGUGCCAGGACGUAGAUGCCCUGCUUGGCGUACCCGUUGGCCACGUCGAAGUAGGCCAGCGGGUGGCCGCUGCCGCUGCCCUGCGGACACAGCUUGGCGAUGUUCUCGUAGCUCCCCUUGCAGUACACGGCCAGCUCCACUGACACACAGACACACGUCGAUGGAUGGAUGGAUGGAUCCGACUUUUUGUCUCACCUGUUUCAAGGUUUUUGGUGACGACGCUCAUGGUUUGCCUGCCGUGGUCGAAUUCGAACGCCUGCAGGACCUCGGCCCCGCUGUAGCCGUCCGAGUGUGCCGCCCUGACCCGGACACGUGGGGCCCCCUUGGCCUUGUCCUGCCACUCCUCAAACACCCAGCCAGUCGCCAUGAACAUCCUGCUCACACACACCACACUCACCGGCCAUUGCGUCUCUCUCUCUCUCCCCCCCUCAGUGUGUGUGUGUGCACGUGCCGCACCGUCUCUCGAGCUCAUUGCCGAUGAGAGUGGCGUCCUGGCUCGACUUGAAGGUCUUGGGCGUGCUCACGGGGGUCCUCUCGUCACACAGCAGCGUCAAGGAGUGGCAGCAAGCCAGUCCGCGCAGCACCACGUCAGGGAUGGUUGAGGGCAGCGGCAGGGGAGAGGACGACCCACUGCCGCUCUCAUCCUCCUCCUCUAUCUGCAGAUUGUCGCGCGUUGACGGGGGCGAUGGCGGCGCAGCCACGAGUAUGGGCGAGGUGAAGACUGGCGGGCUCUUCUUGUUGGUCUUGAUGGGGUGGACGCCGAUGAAGUCGACGUACUCCUUGGUGAGUGUGCCGGUCUUGUCGAAGCACAUGACGCGCACCUUGCCGCAGAUGGCGAUGCGGGCGGGGGCCAGGCAGGUGAUCUGGUUGUCCUCCUUGAGGCGCUGGGAGGCCACAUUCUGCCCGAUGGCCAGCAACACGGCCGUCCAGAUGGGCACCACCUGCAACACGUAGGCGCAGAGAGGGAGGGAGGGAGGGAGGGAGGGAGAGGGAGGGUGAGAGAAUGAGUGGCGGUUGGCGUCUCUUUCUGUAUCUCAGUUGAUCGAUUGCCCACCUGUGAGAUGGUCCCCACGCCGUAGAAGAAUGACGCAAUCCCGAAACCGAGAUAGUAAGACUAUGACAGGUGGAUGGACACACCAACGCGCACACACAGACAUGUCAGGCAGCCGUGCACCCCUCUCUGUCUGUCUGUCUGUCUGUCUGUGUGCCCCCACCUCACCCACCUGCACAAGGAAGAUGACAGCGGCGUAUAUGCAGAGGACCACAAACACAACGGGCAGCUGCUCGUCAUACUUGAACCGCAGCGUGUUGGGGAACAGAAUGUUGCGGACCAGCUGCCCCCGGCUGGUGCUCGUCCCCGUCCGCACAGCCACGCCCACACCGCACCCAAUCGGCAUUCCCGUGUUCUGCGAGCUCAUGCUGCCGCUGCGAGAAGGGGAGGCCGACUGACCCGAUUGCUGCUGCUGCUGCUGUUGGGGCGCGCUGUUGACCUUGAGCGCCUUGGUGCCGGCGAACAGGAAGUGCUUCUUGGCUUUGUCUGGGUGGAGGAGGGUGUCGUCUUGCUCUGGUGCGAGUGGGAACUUCUGGACGGGCAUCGACUCGCCGGUUAGGGAAGACUCGUCGACCACCACCUGGCCCGACAGCUGAUGGAAGGACCCACAGCGAGAGAGAGAAGGCCAGAUUUUGGAGUUUGCUGGGUGUGUGGAUGGACAGUGCGUCUGGUGACUCACUGACCAGGGCUAUGUCGCACGGCACCAUCCAGCUGUCCUCAAUCACCACAACGUCACCUUACAAACACAAACACAAGCAGGCAGACAGACAGCGACAUCACACAAAGAAAAGAGAGAGAACGAAUCCCCCCCUCCCCCCCUCCCCCCCUCACACACACACACCUGGUACGGUCUCAGCGGCCUUGACGGUGACGAGCUGUUGGUUCCUGACGACCAUGACGUCGAGCAGUGCGGCCUGCUCGGCCAUCUCCUGGACCGACUUUUGGUUGGACCGCAGCAGCACCACCUUCUUGGCCACCGACCAGCAGACCAGCCCGAACCACACCAGCGCCGAUAUGACAUUGCGGAAGUGCAGACCCACCCAGAAGCAAAAUAGCUGGAAUAUGUAGAUGCCGUCACUCAACUCCCUGAGAGAGGAGAGAGAGAGGAACGGACAAAGUGGUGAUGGUCCGGGGUGAGUGAGUGAGUGAGUGUGUGCGGGCGGGCGGACUGACCUGCUUGCUGAGGUGAGGAGCGAUGGCACCUCAACGUGGAUGCGGUUGUAGCCCACGAGCGACCGCUUGCCGUGCACCUCGUUCUCCGUCAGUCCGCCACGGUCCACCUGCGCUCGCAACGACCGGCCUGACACAACACGACACGACACACACCAAACAAACCCGAUGGAUGGAUGGAUACAGGCGGCUGUGUGUGCUGUGGUCUGUCUGGCCACCCACCCACCGGUCUGAUGGACCUCUCCCUCACAGGGCCUGAACUCCCCCUUGCUGUACAUGUAUCUCGUGCACUGCAGGUCGAAAUACCGCAGCCCCUCCGCCGUGGUCUUGACCUCACAGUGGAAGGUCCGCCCCCCCGGCCGCCCCGCCCCCAUCCACAGACUCAUGGCCCGCCGCCACUUGUUGACCCACCGCAUCACGGCGUCCUGGCAAUUCUCUAUAGAGAUCUCGUCGUCGUCCUUCUUCCACACGGCCACGUGGGUCGCGUCCUCUAGUGACGACCGCAGGAGGAAGAACGUGUUGAGGUGCUUCUCGAAGAGCUUGAGGCCGAACAGGAUGACGGCGCUGAGGCACCAGACGAGCACGAAGGACUUGGCGCGGGUGUCCCAGUAGAGGUGCGUCUGGGAGAAGGGCACCCGCCACUCCAUCCACAGACACAGACCCAGCAGCACCUGGGAGGCCACGGCCGAUGCUAUCACGGAUCGGGAGAGCAGCCUGCCCGGCAGGCAGGACGUGUAGCCCCACUGCUCCUGGGACCGGCCGUUGCUGCUGUCGUCGGCCUUGCAGUCGGUGCUGCCGUUGUUGGCGUCAUUGUCCUGGUUGUAUGACUGCACGGAGCCCGUGGAGCCCGCGAAGCUGAAGGUGUUGUAGGGGCUGUUGCUGUUCUGGUUGGCCCGCCUCUUCUUGGGAAUGUCCCCGUUGCUCAGGUGGCUCCGCUCCCAACGGCCUUUGAAAGACGACCUGCACACACACACACACACACGAGGAGCAGGGUCAUGCGCACCGCUCCCAGACGCCAUCUCUGCGUGUGUCGUCUCCGUGUUGUUUGUGCACUGGUGGCACAUGUGUGCGAGAUCUGUGGUGCCUGCCGCUCACCAGAGGGCGCAUAGGACCACCAGGACGCCAUAAAGGAGGUAGAUGUGAAGCACAUCGACGGCUGUGAUGGGAACUUCGGUGAAUUCGGCCAUUUCUGGCUACUGAAGCUCGAGCCGGAUGCAGGCAAAGCUCAAUUCUCCGUUGAAACCACACUGGCAGAAGCGGCAG